UUUGACAGACAAAGUCACUGGAGCACAAAGGUGAAGCGUGUCUCCCAAGGUCAGUCAGCAAGAUGUCUGGAUUCCACACCCCAGCUUUAGCCCUGGUAGAAGAUGCUGGUUGAACAGGGAGAACUGUUUCCAGAGCUCAAGUUGGCCUAGGCAGCCUCCCCUUGUGGGAGGAACGCUUGGAGGAGCCACACUGUCCAACACGGGAGGAGAAGAGAUUGUCUGAGCCACGGAGUGGACGGCUGCCGACUAUGGAGAACCGAGACUCUGUGGCCUGCCUGCACCCAUGGCUCCUUCAGUUACUGCUGCUGCUGUCGCCACCUCACACCCGCCAGGGACAGGCCCUGGGACUCGUUGUCCUUACCGAGAGUGCCCAGGACCCUCCAGCUAGGUACCUCAGCAAUGGCCCAGGACAAGAGCCUGUCUCUGUGAUGACCAUUGACCUCACCAAAAUCAGCAAACCCUAUUCCUCCUUUGAGUUUCGAACCUUGGAUCCAGAGGGAGUGAUUUUUUAUGGGGACACCAACACCGAAGAUGAUUGGUUCAUGCUGGGACUUCGUGAUGGCCAGCUUGAAAUCCAGCUGCACAACCUCUGGGCUCGGCUUACAGUAGGCUUUGGCCCUCAGCUGAAUGAUGGGAGAUGGCACCAGGUGGAGCUGAAGAUGAAUGGGGAUUCACUGCUGCUGUGGGUGGAUGGGAAGGACAUACUGUGCCUGAGACAGGUCUCUAGAUCCCUGGCUGACCAUUCCCAGCCCAACAUGAGGAUCGCUCUAGGGGGACUCCUCCUCCCUGCCUCCAGUCUUCGGCUCCCGCUGGUGCCUGCCCUGGAUGGCUGUAUACGUCGAGAUACUUGGCUGGGCCACCAGGCCCAGCUCUCACCCUCUGCCCCUACUAGCCUCGGAAACUGUGAUGUGGACUUGCAACCUGGACUGUUCUUCCCUCCAGGGACCCAUGCAGAAUUCAGUCUCCAAGACAUUUCCCAGCCUCACACAGACCCCUGGAGCUUUUCUCUGGAGCUGGGAUUAAAGCUGGUGGAUGGCUCAGGAUGCCUCCUUGCUCUUGGGACAGGAACAAAUUCUUCUUGGCUUACCCUUCACCUCCAAGAUCAAAAGGUGGUGCUGUCUUCUGGAGUAGAACCAAACUUAGCUUUACCCUUAGACAUGGGGCUCCCUCUUCAGCUGAAGCUGGAUGUUUUCAAAGUGGUCUUGAGCCAAGGGCCAAAGAUGGAGGUCCUUGCUGUGUCCCUGUCGAGACUGGACUCCCUCCGGAGACUCUGGUCCCACCCUCAGGGCCAUCUCUCUCUUGGGGCUUUACCAGGAGACAAUUCUUCUGCUUCCUUUUGCUUGAGUGAUCUUUGGGUACAAGGACAGAGACUGGACAUAGACCAGGCCCUGAACAGAAGCCAGAACAUCUGGACUCACAGCUGCCCUCAGAGCCCAAACAAUGUCACCCACACUUCCCACUAAACCCCCUUUGUGAAGGAGUCAUGGCGGUACAUGCCUGUAAACCCAAGACAGGUAGAGUUGGGAGAAUCAGGACCUCCAUGUCAUCCCUGGCUACAUAACAUGUUUGAGACCAGCCUGGGCUAUGUGCAACCCUGUCGUUAAAAAUAAAGAGGAACUUUGAAUGCAA
Messenger RNA from Peromyscus eremicus (cactus mouse), 1629 nucleotides. RefSeq names its product sex hormone binding globulin (gene Shbg). The coding region runs from base 249 to 1463 and encodes 404 amino acids. The transcript is spliced from 9 exons. Gene Ontology annotation, molecular function: steroid binding. The record is from RefSeq and is a predicted model, not a curated record. NCBI's taxonomy places the organism in Eukaryota, Metazoa, Chordata, Mammalia, Rodentia, Cricetidae.